AUGGCCAACGAGGAAAAAAUGGUUCUCACAGAUGGCGAAAUGCGCAUCCUCAAGGCCAUCUUUGCCAACCUAAACUCCAAGCCCGACGUUGACUGGGACACGGCCGCCGUCGACGCCUCGCUCGGCAACGCCAAGUCCAUCAAGGAGCGUUACCGCCAAAUGUGCGUCCGCCUCGGCUGGAACAAGCCACGCCCUAGCGGUGGCGGCAGUGCUCCAGUUACCCCGAUAAAAACGAAGAAGACGGCCAGUCCGUGCAAGGUUGUAAAGAGAAGCGGUGGAGGUCGGAAGAGGAAGCAGCCAGAGGAGGAGGAGGAGGAGGAAGCGGAGGAGGAGGAGUAG
Molecule: messenger RNA, 339 nt
Organism: Cordyceps militaris CM01
Lineage: Eukaryota; Fungi; Ascomycota; Sordariomycetes; Hypocreales; Cordycipitaceae
Exons: 1
Coding region: 1-339 (112 amino acids)
Source: RefSeq, a predicted model, not a curated record